This is a messenger RNA of Sitophilus oryzae (rice weevil), 1773 nucleotides long. RefSeq names its product neuroligin-4, Y-linked-like. The record is from RefSeq and is a predicted model, not a curated record. NCBI's taxonomy places the organism in Eukaryota, Metazoa, Arthropoda, Insecta, Coleoptera, Curculionidae.
UAGUAGUAAGUAUGAAUAAACGUAAAGUGGCUUAUUGUGCAGUAUGUGAGAAUAAUCGUUAUAAUGAAGGUUUUCAUGACUAUAUUUUGUAUCGUAAAAUGGACGGUUGCAGCCGAUCUACAGAUAACUCUUCCCUAUGGCACUAUUGAAGGGUAUGAACUUACCAGUCCUGGAAACGCAACAUUUCGAGCUUUCCAAGGUAUCCCCUAUGCCGCAACUCCCGUGGGAACUUUAAGAUUUCAGGCACCACAAGCUCCAGCGUCUUGGGAUGGGGUGAAGGAAACUGUCAAAGAUUCGCAUAUCUGUUUUUCGGUGAAAAAUGACAGCGAUGAGGAAAACGAGGACUGUUUGUAUAUUAAUGUUUUUACACCAAUACUAUAUAAUAGCAACGACACAAAGUUGGCCGUGAUGGUAUGGAUAUACGGGGGAGCUUACAGGACAGGAUCGUCGAAAUAUGAUAAUUUUGGACCUGAUUUUCUGAUAGAAAAAGAUGUGGUUGUUGUCACCUUUAACUACAGAUUAGGUCCAUUUGGAUUUUUGGCCACAGAAGAUGGUCUGGUAUCAGGGAAUGCUGGCCUAAAAGAUCAAGCAUUUGCACUUCAGUGGGUUCAUGACAACAUAAACUUAUUUGGAGGUGAUUCAGAAAAGUUUAUUUUUGGUCAAAGUGCUGGAGGAUCUUCAGUAGGAUACCAGUUACUGUACAAGAAAAACGAAGGUUUAUUUAGAGGAGGUAUUUUGCAAAGUGGCAGUCCUUUAAGUAUAUUCAGCUACAUGCAAGAUAUUAGCGCAAGGGCUUAUGCAUUUGAUUUAGCAUCUCAAAUCAACAAUACUAUCGAAUUCCAAAAUGACACCACAAUUUUACUGGAGUUUUUACUAGGAGUUACUGGACGACAAAUUGAUACCGCCUCAACUAAAACUACAGUUACUAAAAUACCUCUUCCCGUUAUUGAAGAAGAUCAUGAUGGAGCCAUUAUUACCAAAGAAUCUUUUGAGUUGCUUGCAGCAGGAGAAUUCUUGAAAAUUCCGAUUAUGAUUGGAAGUACUUCUGAAGAAGAUAUAGUAGCAGCAACAGAUUUAGCUAAAUUGAGAGCAGAACUUGAAACAGUAACUAAUCAGCACAGUAGCCUGGUGCCGGUAGAUUUUAAAAUUAAAGAUGGAGUAAGCGAUGAUGUCGUCGGAGAUAAAAUAUAUAAUUUAUAUCUUGAUGGCGUAUCUUCAGAGGAAAGAUUAGGGUAUCUUAUUAGGUACCACAGUGACAACGAAUUAACCAAACCAGUGAUUAAACAUGCUGAGCUAGCGUCAAAUUUAACCGACGUUUAUUUCUACAUUUUUUCACAUGACGGACCUAUGGGUAACUUUAACAAAACUGUACCAGGUGCUGGCAAAGUAGGGCAUAGUGAAGAUACGAAAUACUUAUGGAAAGUGACUUCCAAUACCUACCAAAAUGGGGAUUUGUCUCAAUUUCCAACUGCUGAUGUCAUAACUCAUAAACGACUUAUAGAACUAUGGACAAACUUUGCCAAAUACUUGAAUCCGACUCCUGAACAAUCUGAUCUGUUGCAAAACAUCACCUGGCCUAAAGUAACACCAGACAAUUUCCAAUAUCUGGAUAUAGGAGACGACUUAGUUGUUUUAAAAGAUCCUAAAGCACCUUACUACCAGUCAUGGAGCGAUUACUAUGACCUCUACGCAAAAAGACCAUUUACUACAUUUUAAAUCUUAAAAAUAGCAAAAGAAUAAAAAUAAAAUGAAAUAAAACAAUAUUCGAAAAAA